Molecule: messenger RNA, 150 nt
Organism: Dictyostelium purpureum
Lineage: Eukaryota; Evosea; Eumycetozoa; Dictyosteliales; Dictyosteliaceae
Exons: 1
Coding region: 1-150 (49 amino acids)
Source: RefSeq, a predicted model, not a curated record
AUGCCCGUUAUGUCCAGACAAGAAUCAUCAGAACAUAUAUUAUUUAAGUGUCCAUCGGUUAAUAAACCGGUACAAGAAAUAAUAAAUCAAAUUUUAAAAGAAGCUCAAUACGAUCCUGUAGUGUUAGACACUCACAUAUUAAUUAAUUAA